UCUGGACUCCAGGGGGUCACAGCACCUUCUGGAAUCCUGCAGCCUCUUUCUCACCUGGAAGAAUACUCCUAGAAACCUGGCAAAAUGUGUGAUGCUUUUGUGGGUACCUGGAAACUUGUCUCCAGUGAAAACUUUGAUGAUUACAUGAAAGAAGUGGGAGUGGGCUUUGCCACCAGGAAAGUGGCUGGCAUGGCCAAACCCAACAUGAUCAUCAGUGUGAAUGGAGAUGUGAUCACCAUUAGAUCAGAAAGCACCUUUAAAAAUACUGAGAUUUCCUUCAAACUGGGCCAGGAAUUUGAUGAAGUCACUGCAGACGACAGAAAAGUCAAGAGCAUCAUAACCUUAGAUGGGGGUGUCCUGGUUCAGGUACAGAAGUGGGAUGGCAAGUCGACCACCAUAAAGAGAAAAAGAGAGGAUGAUAAGCUGGUGGUGGAAUGUGUCAUGAAAGGCGUCACUUCCACCAGAGUUUAUGAGAGAGCAUAAGCCAAGAGACACGGGGACCUGGACUGAAGUUUGUAUCAAACUCCACGACAUUCUGUUGGAUGAAUUGUUCAAAGAGAUAUUAUUAUUUUCCCAUAAUUACCAAGCAACUAAUUUUCUCCCGGGAUGGAUUUUGCUAAAUAUGUUUGGUUUGGUUAAAUAAAACUUUUUAGAUUUAGAAGGUGAUAUGAUGGAUGAUAUAUUUAUUGUGCUUUGUAAUUUCAUUUACUCAUAAUUGAGUGAAGAAAAUAGAACAAUUGCAUUAUUGAUCUGUUUCUCAUAUAAGUCAUAAGAUCUUUCAUAAUAAUAAUGCAAGGUAAAAAAAAACAUUAAUGUCUGUGAAUUUUCUAUUUGCCCAGGUAGGAGGCAAUAUGUACCAUGACUGAAUAUUAGGUCCCUUUCUCAGUAUAUCUAAUUAAGAAACUAUCUCUUGGAGACUUAAUGUAGUUUUACAUAGAGUAAAAUGUCUAUUGUCAGCUGGUAUAAAUGCUUAUGUUUCAUACCUGCUCUGUCCUGGAUCUUUGCAAGUGAGUUGUAUAUUCUUGUUGCAUGUGGUAGAAAAAAUCUUUAGUCUGUAAUUUUUAGUUGGUGGGUACACGCCUAUAAUCCCAGCGGCUUGGGAGGCUGAGACAAGAGGAUUGCAAGUUCAAGGUCAGCCUCAGCAACUUAGCGAGGCACUAAGCAACUCAGUGAGACCCUGUUUCUAAAUAAAAUACAAAAAAAGGGUUGGAGUUGUGGCUUAGUAGUUGAGUGCCCCUGAAUUCAAUCUCCAGUACCACCCCCCACAAAAAAAAUAUUGAUGAACCAGGUGUCUUAGUUUUCCAUUGCUAUAACAAAAUUCCCAAGACUGGUGUUAUAAGAAAAAAGUUUAGCUCACAGUUUUGGAGACUGAACAUCCAAGAUGAGGUAGUCACAUCAAUUUAGCCUUUGGUGAGGACCUGAUGACAAAUUACAUCAUGGAUGGAGUGCAUAUGAAGAGAGAUCAUGUAGUGAGACAGAAAGCCAGAGAGCAGGGACAAAUCAGUCUUGCUUUUUUGUAACAGCCCACUCUUAUAGGGUCUAUCCAGUAUCUCCCUAAUUCUUUUGGGGAGCUAUGUCUCCCAUUGACCUAACUACUUUACAGUAGGCUCCACCUCUUAAAGUUAUCACAACAUUACCACCACACAGAGAAAAAAGUGUCUAGUACAUGACCCUUUGUAGGACAAACAACUUCCAAACCAUCGCAGUCUAUUUCUGAAAGCUACAGACUUCAGUGAAAAUAAUUCCAUAGUGUAUUCCACAAAAGUGGUGACAGUUUUGUCCAUAAGUAAAGAUUCCCGUCAUUGUAGUAGUUUCACAUUUAUUGUUUUCUUACUAGCAAAACUUUUUAUUCAAAUACAAUCUUCUUGUAAUCUCAAUAUUCAAAACAUACAAAGUAUACUGAGGUUUCCCAAGUGUGUGUGUGUAUGUGUGUGUGUUUCUCCUGUGUCCUGUGAAAGCCAUGAAGCACUUCUACAGAUUAUACAGAUUAUUGGGUUUUCAUUUAUAUAGGGCAAAAUUUCUAAAUCACACAGUUACAUUUAUAGUAAGACAAAAAUCUGUUUAGGUGUAUACCAUAGGGGACAUUAUGUUAAGUGAAAUAAUUUAUAUACAGAAAGAUGAGUGCCACAUAUUCUCUCUCCUAUGUGAAAGUUAAAGAAAAACAAAAGUCAAUCUAAUGUAGAAGAGUGAUUAAUGGAGGUUAGGAAGGGAGGCUGGAUUCAUCAAUGAGCAUUGUAUGCAUGUAUUGAAGUACCACAUGGAACCUCAGUAUGUAUAAAUAUUAUGUGUUAAUGGAAAAUUAAAAAUAAAAUAUAUACUGCAGUUGA
Messenger RNA from Marmota monax (woodchuck), 2327 nucleotides. It is a transcript of the gene Fabp4, whose product is annotated as fatty acid binding protein 4. Gene Ontology annotation, biological process: fatty acid transport. Gene Ontology annotation, molecular function: fatty acid binding. Gene Ontology annotation, cellular component: nucleus; cytosol. The transcript has 4 exons. The record is from RefSeq and is a predicted model, not a curated record. Lineage: Eukaryota; Metazoa; Chordata; Mammalia; Rodentia; Sciuridae. Bases 85 to 483 code for a protein of 132 amino acids.